AUGGGCAGCACCACCUCCUGCUGCGUCUCCUCCAGCCCGAAGCUCCGCAGAAAUGCGCAUUCCAGGCUGGAGUCGUCAUACGUGCCGGAGCCGGAGCUGAGCCGGGACGACACGGGCUGCAACCUGCAGCACAUCAGCGACCGCGAGAACGUCGACGAGCUGAACAUGGAAUGCAACCCGUCGGACCACCCGCGGGCCAGCACCAUAUUCCUCAGCAAAUCACAGACGGACGUACGAGACAAACGAAAGAGCCUCUUCAUCAAUAACCAUGGAACGACUGGGCGAAAACACAGCUCCUGUUCCACCAUCUUCCUGGACGACAACACGGUCAGCCAGCCCAACCUCAAAUACACCAUCAAAUGCGUAGCGCUGGCCAUUUACUACCACAUAAAGAACAGGGACACAGACGGAGGAAUGCUAUUGGAUAUCUUCGAUGAGAAGCUCCACCCCCUCUCGAAAUCUGAUGUCCCGUCGGAUUACGACCGACAUGACCCAGAGCAGAAACAGAUCUACCGCUUCGUCCGGACUCUGUUCAGCGCCGCUCAGCUCACCGCUGAGUGUGCCAUCGUCACACUGGUGUACCUGGAAAGACUGCUGACGUAUGCGGAGAUAGACAUCUGUCCAGGAAACUGGAAACGGAUUGUCUUGGGUGCCAUCCUGUUGGCCUCCAAGGUCUGGGAUGACCAGGCAGUCUGGAACGUUGACUACUGUCAGAUCCUUAAAGACAUCACGGUGGAGGACAUGAACGAGCUGGAGCGUCAGUUCCUGGAGCUGCUCCAGUUCAACAUCAAUGUGCCGUCCAGCGUCUACGCCAAGUACUACUUCGACCUGCGCUCGCUGUCCGAGUCCAACAACCUCAGCUUCCCUCUGGAGCCGCUCAGCCGGGACAAAGCCCAAAGACUGGAGGCUAUCUCCAGGCUCUGUGAUGACAAAUACAAGGACGUCCGCCGAGUCGCCAGGAAGCGCUCGGCCAGCGUGGACAAUCUGUGUGGCGUGAGGUGGGUCCCCGCUAUCCUUUCCUAGACGCUAACAAAGGACAGCAGCACUGAGCUACGAGCAUGGGACAGGCUGGAAACCAAAAACAAGAAGAAAAAAAAGGGACCUGGGUUGGACCUGGGUCUCGUCUAGGCGUCGAACAUGACAGACCUGAGCCAGAACCGCUCCGGAUAACAAGACAGUGGAAAUUUGACUCGGACUGGGAUUUAACCCGCUUCUACCCCAACCCACCCCACCUACGUCCGUAGGCUGCAGUUCCAGGGACUAAAAUAUGGGACCAUAAUAGAGGCUGUAUGGGACUGGAACCGGGGUAUGGUGGCCCAGAAGUUCCUAAUUUAACCAGAUGCCUUCACAGUGCCUCAGCUCCAGAACCAUUAAGUGAAUGGUUAUUAUAUUUACUGUGGAGAAUAAUCUGACUUUGGGUCAUUAAGAAACAGAAAUACUCUGUCUCCGUGACAAAGACUAAGGUGAUUUUUUUUCUUUUGGUUAUUGGACAUUAUUUAGAUUAUCAUUGGAUGGGUUUAGAGUUGAUGUUCUCAGCUGAGCUCCUCUAUUCCAUCUGGGCUUUGUUUAAUUUAUUUGAACUAUGCUAAAACGAUUGGAUAUGGCUCUGUGGAA
Molecule: messenger RNA, 1614 nt
Organism: Lampris incognitus (smalleye Pacific opah)
Lineage: Eukaryota; Metazoa; Chordata; Actinopteri; Lampriformes; Lampridae
Product: cyclin-Y-like
Exons: 10
Coding region: 1-1023 (340 amino acids)
Biological process (GO): regulation of canonical Wnt signaling pathway; regulation of cyclin-dependent protein serine/threonine kinase activity
Cellular component (GO): cytoplasmic cyclin-dependent protein kinase holoenzyme complex; plasma membrane
Molecular function (GO): protein kinase binding; cyclin-dependent protein serine/threonine kinase activator activity
Source: RefSeq, a predicted model, not a curated record